AUGGCUCCGCCCCCUCUCCUCCUCCGCCGACGCCGCAGCCGCCCCCAGAUCAAGCGACCGCGUCGUCUCCAUCGUCGACGACAUCUCCAACCUGCGGGGGAGGAGAAGGAGGAGAAGAAGGAGAAGACGGCGUUCGAUGUGAAGCUGGAGGGGUUCGACGCCGCGGCCAAGAUCAAGGUGAUUAAAGAGGUGAGGGGGUUCACUGAGCUAGGGCUCAAGGAGGCUAAGGAGCUGGUGGAGAAGGCGCCGGUGGUGGUGAAGAGCGGGGUCACGAAGGAGGAGGCGGAGAAGAUCGUGGAGAAGUUGAAGGGGAUCGGCGCCAAAGUCGCCAUGGAGUGA
Molecule: messenger RNA, 339 nt
Organism: Asparagus officinalis (garden asparagus)
Lineage: Eukaryota; Viridiplantae; Streptophyta; Magnoliopsida; Asparagales; Asparagaceae
Product: 50S ribosomal protein L7/L12-like
Exons: 1
Coding region: 1-339 (112 amino acids)
Biological process (GO): translation
Cellular component (GO): ribosome
Molecular function (GO): structural constituent of ribosome
Source: RefSeq, a predicted model, not a curated record